Molecule: messenger RNA, 216 nt
Organism: Cladocopium goreaui
Lineage: Eukaryota; Dinophyceae; Suessiales; Symbiodiniaceae
Source: the annotation of a GenBank genome assembly
AUGGGGCAGACGGCGGGAUCUCUUCCCUUGAAACGCUUCGUGAACCAUCCACGCGAGGUCGUCAACGAUGCACUCGAAGGUUACUUGUGGACGCAUCCCAAUGUACAACUCUUGGAUGGUUACCCAGAGGCGACAUGUGACGGGGUGGUCCGUACGGAGCAUGCCUGUUGGCUGUGCCUGUUGGCUUUAGCGCCAACAGGUUGCCCCAAUCUUUAG